AUGUCCGCUAUGUGGACCCCUACCUACUUGCUGGUCACCAGCAUCCUCGCCCACGCUGCCCCUGUUCCCCAGGGAAUGGCCAUCGAUCCCUUCGUGUUCAACCACGACGACAACCAGCCCGAGGUGCCGUGGAAAGACAUACUGGAGAGGAAAUGUGACCGCUCACAUUCAAAGUGGGCGAUAGCGAAUGGAAAGGAUGACCAGCCUCUGCUGCUCUGGGUGGACACCUACCCCCAACACACCCUCUUCGGCGGAUGCCGUUCUGGUCGCCCCUGCGACGCCUGGUGGUGCAAGGCCUACUAUUGGGUUCGCGGUUUACCGGGCAAGGUUAUCCUCUGGCGGCCAACCGCGGCGGCCAGUGCGACGACGGUGGCAGCCACCGAGACUCCAGCUCCAACCAUUCCCACGACGUCGCUGUUCAUGCCCGGAACUCGAGCGAUGCUAUGCCAUGCCACACGUAGGGUGUUCGGUUUCCCGAAGGCGGCCUGGAAAACCGUGGCCGCUGUCUCGGCCAGCGUGGGGAAAUCGACCACAACCACGUACGAGGCCGCCUCAACCCGAACCAAAGGUCUCUUCACGAAGAAGCCGAAGCCAAGCCCCGACUCCGAGGUGGCUGAUCGCAACGACUCCAGGGGCAGUACAGAGAAGGGCCCCGUCAUCCACCUCAAGAUCGACCAGUCCAACCUCAUGAAAGACCAACCGGUCGUCGCACUGAGUUGCGACGCCGACGCAGGCGACAUUGGCACUUAUGGCAGUCAGGAGAAGGUGUCGUCCGAGUAG
Molecule: messenger RNA, 780 nt
Organism: Vanrija pseudolonga
Lineage: Eukaryota; Fungi; Basidiomycota; Tremellomycetes; Trichosporonales; Trichosporonaceae
Exons: 2
Coding region: 1-780 (259 amino acids)
Source: RefSeq, a predicted model, not a curated record